UUCGUUUUGGACUUUUGGGCUUGGGCUUAGCCCCUCUGGCUCUAGUACACCACAAUACCCGCAGGCCGCCGCCGCCGCCGCCGCCGCCCGCCAUGCUGCGCUCGCUCGCGGCCGCCGCCAACGCCAUGGCAGCAACCCGCCGCCUCCUAUGCACGGCAACCGCCGAUCUGGCCCCCUCCCUAACCCACCUCCUCGCUCUGCCGCCCGUCACGCCGUCGCCCACCGCCGACGAGCUCGCGCGCCUACUCCUCGCGCACCACAACCCCUUCCACCCGUCGGAGUCGCCGCUCCAGCUCCUCUCCGGCGGGGGCGUUUCCCUCACCCAGGACCUCCUCGUGCAGAUCCUCCUCCGCCUCCGCGGCGCGUCCAAGCUCGCGCUCUCACUCCUCAACGCCGUCCGUCUCCACCCGUCCAUCUCCUCCCCGCCAAACGCCGACGCCUACGACGCCGUCGUCGACGCCCUCGGCCGGGCGCACCAGUUCGAUGCCGCGUGGCGGCUCGUUGUCGAGGCCGCGGCGGACGGCGCCGCCACGCCCCGCACGUUCGCGGUGCUCGCCAGGAGGUACGUCGCCGCGGGAUUGACCAGGCAGGCGGUGCGCGCGUUCGAUGACAUGGAGGCUUUCGUAGGGAGAGAGCCCGACGCCCAGGAGUUCACCACUCUUCUCGACACGCUCUGCAAGUACAAGUACCCCAAGGUUGCUGUGGAGAUAUUCAAUAAAAGAAAAUACAAAUAUGAACCAAACGAAAAGAUGUACACUAUCUUAAUUUAUGGCUGGUGCAAGGUAAACCGAAGUGACAUGUCUCAGAAAUUCCUAAAAGAUAUGAUUGAUCAUGGGAUAGAGCCAAACAUAGUUACAUACAACAUUCUCUUAAAUGGUAUCUGUAGGCAUGCAAGUUUGCACCCUGAUAACCGGUUUGAUAGAACAGUUAAUGCAGCUGAGAAUCUCUUGAAGGAGAUGAGUGACAGGGGAAUUGAACCAGAUGUAAUGAGCUACUCAAUCAUCCUGCAUGUUUACAGUCGUGCACAUAAGGCUGAACUAUGUUUGUGUAUGUUCCGCUCGAUGAAGGAUAGAGGCAUUUGCCCCACAGUGGCAACCUACACUUCUGUGAUCAAGUGCCUUGCUUCGUGUGGAAGACUAGAAGAUGCUGAGAAGUUGCUUGGUGAGAUGGUUAGUGAGGGGGUGUGUCCCUCCCCAGCGACCUACAAUUGCUUCUUCAAAGAGUACCGAGGGAGAAAAGAUGUUAGUGGUGCCCUUGAAUUGUACAACAAGAUGAAGGCUCCUUGUUCACCAACUGCACCAGAUAUUCAUAGUUACAAUAUAUUGCUUGGAAUGUUCAUCAAGUUGGACCGACAUGAAACUGUUACGGAACUUUGGAACGAUAUGUGUGAGAGCACCGUGGGUCCUGAUCUUGAUUCAUAUACCUUGCUGAUUCAUGGUUUUUGUGUCAAGGAAAAAUGGAAGGAGGCAUGCCAAUUCUUCAUGGAAAUGAUAGAGAAAGGUUUUCUUCCCCAGAAGAUCACCUUUGAAACACUGUAUCGCGGUCUUAUACAAGCGAACAUGUUAAGGACCUGGAGAAGGCUGAAGAAAAGGGUUGAUGAAGAAUCAGCAAAAUUUGGCGAUGAAUACAAAUCAUAUCACAUCAAGCCUUACAAGAGGUGAUAUGUUGCCAUCGAAAAGAUGAUCUGUAUAUUCUUUUAAUUUCUUGCAAUCCUGCCGUUGUAUGCCAGCUUGAUUGGGGCACAGUUGGUAGAUGUAUCAUGGCACUAUCAUUCGUGGUGAUUUUAUGACAAACAUAAGCUAAGGAGCACUUGAGGCGGGGAAAAAGGAAGGGCGAGCAGACAUGUGCCAUUGGUACACUGAUUUCAUCGGACUGAAAUUGCAGUUACUCAUGCAUCUGCUGUCUAUAUAGUAAUCUGGUAUAAUGAUUCUUUGGUGUGAUUGGGUGAAGUUGAAGAAAGGCGUUCCCCUCAGAGACAUCAGAUUAUUGGCGGAGUGGGAAAAUUCUACUGCCAAAUUUCUUGCGACCAAGGCAUCUGUUUGAUGGUGCUGGCUUCAAUGCAAACUUUCAGGACAUGCAGAUGUCCCAAAUUUUUUGUAGGAUGUGGCUAGCCUUUAUCCAUAGAGUUGUUUUCAUUUUAGUCAACAAUCAUGUACUAUUAUGCUGUAGGUAUCUGAUAUAGCAAGAAGUUAUUCACCUGUGAAAAUUGUAGCCCUCCCUUAUUUUUUCUAAUGUUGUACUUAUAGUCUUAUACUCCCUCUUCUCAAAUUACUUCGCAUAUUAGGUCUCGUUAGUAUCUUUGACCAACAAUUACACUAUUAAUAUAUAACUUUUGUCAGAUUCAUAAAGUAAAUUGGAAUAUGAGUCUAUUGACAUGGAUUUUAUGUCACAUAA
Molecule: messenger RNA, 2394 nt
Organism: Triticum aestivum (bread wheat)
Lineage: Eukaryota; Viridiplantae; Streptophyta; Magnoliopsida; Poales; Poaceae
Product: pentatricopeptide repeat-containing protein At2g13420, mitochondrial
Exons: 3
Coding region: 93-1661 (522 amino acids)
Biological process (GO): RNA splicing
Molecular function (GO): protein binding
Source: RefSeq, a predicted model, not a curated record